UCACCGGAAUGGCGGGCUAGGCCUUCUCCGCGGCUUGGCUCCUUAACCGCUACCUCUUCGGAGACUUGAGGGGGCUCCUGACCGCACUCUGACCCUUACUCUUCUAGCGAAAUGACAUUUCCUCCUAGCGGCACACUUUUCCUCGAACAAAGUGUGACCCGCUCCGGAAAACUUUUACCCGGGUGGCGGGCUGUGUAUACGAUAUCUUGGGUCGUAAGAAGUGGGUUAGGAAGGGAGUUGAAACGAGGGAACUCUUCCUACCAAACAGUGAAGUUUAUUUUCUGAGGCUCCCGUUUCGGCCGGCGUGCCGUGACACGCCUUUAGUCCCAGCUCGGGAGGCAGAGGAAUGAGGAUCUUUGCAAAUUCGAGACCAGUCUGGUCUUCAUAGUGAAUUCAGGGGCCCCCGGGGGUACACACUGAGAGACGCUAUCUCCAAGUGAUUUUUAAAUGCUUCCUUUUAAGCACACUGAACGGUAGGAACAGAUACCAGCACAGAGUUCUUCCGGCUUAGCCCUGUAACUGCAGCAGGUACCGGGAUUGGCCACGGCUAUGUCAAAGACGCCAGGGCGGGCGCAGUAUGGGUGGAAGUUUCCACGUGAGCCCACGAAUCUCGCCGAUGUCCAGCCACGGAGCACUUAAGCACGGAACGCAGUUGCAGCGGGUUCAGUUUUCCCGCAGGAGCCCGAGUCCACCCCCCAGCCUUCCCUUCUGCGCAGGCGCGGUGUCACUUACCCGGCAUGGAAGUAGUGGGUCUCUUGUGUGCGGUGGCGGUGGCUGUCCUGACUUGGGGCUUCCUCCGGGUUCGGAACUCGGCGGAACGAAUGAGGUCUCCGGAGCAGGCGGGCCUGCCGGGAGCCGGAAGCCGGGCCCUUCUGGUGAUCGCGCACCCGGACGAUGAAGCCAUGUUCUUUGCUCCCACGGUGCUAGGCUUGGCCCGCCUCGGGCAGCGGGUGUUCUUGCUCUGCUUCUCCGCAGGAAAUUACUACAGUCAAGGAGAGAUUCGGAAGAAAGAACUUCUGCAGAGCUGUGACGUCUUGGGGAUUCCACCUUCCCGGGUAACGAUCAUCGACAAGAGCGAGUUUCCCGAUGACCCAGGAGUGCAGUGGGACACAGAGAGUGUGGCCAACACCGUCCUCCAACACAUAGAGGUCAAUGACAUCAACCUGGUGGUGACUUUUGAUGCAGAAGGAGUCAGUGGUCACAGAAAUCAUGUGGCUCUGUACAAAGCUGUGAGGGUGUUCAGUACUCACUCUGCAGUCUGUAAGUGUCCUCCGGAAGUACCUCUACCUCCUGGAUCUGCCCUGGUCUCUACUCUCAUCCCAGGAUGCCCUCUUCAUGCUCACCAGCAAAGAAGUGGCACAGGCCAAGAAAGCCAUGUCCUGCCACCAGAGUCAGCUCGUCUGGUUCCGCCGCCUCUACGUCCUCUUCUCCAGAUACAUGAGAAUCAACUCACUGAAGUUCCUCUGAACCCAGAAGAGCUUUCAGACCUUUGGAACAAAAGGGAGGAACAGACCAAGAAGUCCCUGGACCUGGCUUGGGGCUGGCUUAUCUCCUUAGCCCGGGGAGAUCCCAGCAAAGCAGCCUCUGAGAACAAACCCUAUGGACAAGAGUCACACAGACCCUGCUUCCUCCUUAGGGGAAAAAACCACCAAGACCCAAAACUACACCAAUGCAAUACUCAACUUUUUAUUUUUUCUUUUACAACAUAUACACAGCACAAGCUAUGAAAAAUAUUUUCAAAUCUCAGAGGUUAAAAAGAUGCAUAGAGCCAGGUGAUGGCAGACAUCUUUAAUCACAGCACUCAGGAGACAGAGAUAAGCUGAGCUCCAUGAAUUCGAGGCCAGCCUGGUCUACAGAGAAGUUCCAGGACAGCUGGAACUACACAGAGAAACCCUGUCUUGGGAAAAAAAAAAAAUGCAUAGAAUUACAAUCCUUCCAGGUAGUGACAUCUGAGACUCUGUACCUGUUCAUAUUUAUUUUGCUAUCUAUUGUAAAUUAAGAGGUUGGGGAUGGUAACUUGGUUGGUAGAGUGCUUGCCUAGGUUUGGCCUCCCAGCAUAGCAUAAACUGUGAGCCAACAUUUGGGCUGUGGAGGCAGAAGUAUCAGAAAUUUGAGGCCAUCCUCAGAUACAUAGCAAGUUUGAAACCAACCCAGGCUAAAGACUCUUCAAAAAUAAAUAAUACGUAAAAAUUUAGGAAGGAACUUUUUUGUUUGGUUUUGUUUUGUUUGUUUUCUAAGACAGGGUUUUUCUGUAUGGCCUUGACUGUCCUGGAACUGCUCUGUAGGCUAACCUGACAUGGAACUCAGAGACACCUUCACAUAGACAUAUAUGCAGGCAAAAUGCCAAUGAACACAAAAUAAAAAUAAAUAUUUUUUUAAAGACAGGGUUUCUCUGUAUAACAGUCCUAAGCUGUCCUGGCUGGCCCCAAACUCACAGAGAUUCGCCUGUCUGUCUCUCUCCCUCCCAAGUGCUGAAAUUAAAGGUGUAUGCCACCACCAUGCAGCUAUAAAAACAAAUAAUUAAAAACAAAAAACAAAAAAAUAAGAAGAGGCCAGUUCAGUCUAUGUAAUGAGUUCCAGAAUAGCCAAGGCUAUAGCGAGAGACCCUGUCUAAAAAGGCCUGCAUGGUGGUGCACUCUCAGGAUGCUGAAGCAGAAGGAUUUCAAGUUUAAAGCCACCACGAUCUACAUGGCAAGACACUCUCUCAAAACCAGACUAAAACACAAACGAAUUCACAUUUGCCUCAUUAAACCUUCCAUAUCAUUCAAUCUGUAACAAUUGCAGGCAGGCCAAAACUACGUGACACACUGGAAAAAUGCUCUUUCCUAGGGUUUGUGGUUAUGAUUUGCAGAGCCUGAGCUGAAACCUAAUAACAGUUUCCUUUCAAUUUGCUUCAUGGAUGCCCUGCACUCUAAAGGUCUCUUUUGGAGCAGAGGGAUGCUGGGGAGGGUAAAGUGUCAAGAUGCAGGACAAAUAACAGGGUCCAGGCGAGAUUGGUAGUUAUGGAAAAGUACUGUAUCCAAAUUCACCAGGGGGAAAUUAAAAGCCUGCAAAACAGCUGGGGGUGUAGCUCAGCGAAGCGGUUGCCUAGGAUGCAUGGAGACCUGGGUCUGGUUUCCAAUGCUAUAUAAACAGGGUGUGGUGGUGGUGCCUGCCUGAAAUCUCAGCAUUCAAGAGGUGAAGGCCAGAGGAUCAGAAAUUCAAGGUUAUGGUGUGAGGUGGUGGCACAAGCCUUUAAGGCCAGCACUUGGUGGGCAGGGGAGGGGGACAUGCAGAGGCAGGCAGAUCUCUGUAAGUUCAAGAGAACCAGGGCUAUGUAGAGAGACCGUGCCUUAAAAAGUGAAAAAUAGAACAGAACACUGUAACAGUCGGAGGCUCUAAUUUCAUCCAGAAUCUGGCAAAUCAACCUGGCAGCUAGUUCACACAGCACUUAGAAACGCCAGCACUGGGCUAGAGUGAACGGUGCACACUCGAAAGCACCCACCGCUCCUGCAGAGGGCCAGUCUGAUUUCCAGCACCCGUGUCAGGCAACUCAUUCCCUGCUCCAAAGGGACCCAAAGCCUCUGGUCACCUGCAUUCACAUACACAAGCCUACACACGACAAAGACAUACAAGAUUUUCAAAUCCUUUAAAAAAGCCAUCGAUAUCCACUUACAGAACACUCAUUUACAAACACCAGUUAGUCACUGGCCACUGAAAACUCCGUUAUAAGUACCCCAACACAGAGACUUUUCUGUUCAGUGUGUGACCAAAAUCUAACUUCAGACGAGGUGCAGUAUUACAUUCUUAUAAUCCCAGCACUCAGGAGCCCGAGGGAGGAGGAGUGCAAGUUCAAAGCAAGGCUAGCCGGCACAUAACAAGACUUUGUCUCAGAAAACAACAACAAAGACCAAAACCUAAGAACAAACAUAACACCACCCUUUCUCAAAGAGAAAAUAAAACCAAAUCCUAGGACGGAAGCUGUGACAGUGGAAGAGUGUCCCAGAGGCUAUAAACUCACACUCACACACACACACUCACACACACACUCACACACACACACUCACACACACACACUCACACACACUCACACACACACACACUCACACACACACACUCACACACUCACACACACACACACACUCACACACACACACUCACACACACUCACACACUCACACACACACUCUCACACACACACUCACACACACACACACACCUAGAAAUAAGAAGUUUAGCAUGUGGAAUCUGUAUGUAAUCUAUAGUCUUUAAAUUCUUUCACUUAAAAAAAGGUGGGGCUGGAGAGAUAGAUGGCUCAGUGGUUAGAGCGCUGGCUGCUCUUCCAGAGAGCCUGGGUUCAAUUCCCAGCACCCACAUGGCAGCUCAAAACCCUAGCUCCGGUUCCAGUGGUUCUGAUGCCCUCGCAUAGAUAUACAUGCAUGCAAAAGAUCAACACACAUAAAAAGAAAUUAUUUUUUAAAAGAUAGAAAACAAGUGAACUACAGGAUUCAAUUUCAGAAAGUCAACACCAUAAACCAGAAGGAAGACUUAUUUACAGAUGAACACUAACAAUAGGUACAACAGAAGAUAAUAGAAAGGAUAGUAAGUUUUCUUCCCCCGCCCCCCCCGGUAAGUUUUCUUUGAGAAAUGAAAUAAAUAAGCUGAGAUUGGGGAUUUGGCUCAGUGAUAGAGUCCUAGAAGCAUGAUACCAUAAGUUCAGUC
Messenger RNA from Chionomys nivalis (European snow vole), 4701 nucleotides. RefSeq names its product phosphatidylinositol glycan anchor biosynthesis class L (gene Pigl). NCBI's taxonomy places the organism in Eukaryota, Metazoa, Chordata, Mammalia, Rodentia, Cricetidae. Gene Ontology annotation, cellular component: endoplasmic reticulum. Gene Ontology annotation, biological process: GPI anchor biosynthetic process. The record is from RefSeq and is a predicted model, not a curated record. Gene Ontology annotation, molecular function: N-acetylglucosaminylphosphatidylinositol deacetylase activity. The transcript is spliced from 6 exons. Bases 738 to 1727 code for a protein of 329 amino acids.